Messenger RNA from Orbilia oligospora ATCC 24927, 1011 nucleotides. RefSeq lists its product as uncharacterized. Bases 1 to 1011 code for a protein of 336 amino acids. The transcript has 2 exons. Lineage: Eukaryota; Fungi; Ascomycota; Orbiliomycetes; Orbiliales; Orbiliaceae. The record is from RefSeq and is a predicted model, not a curated record.
AUGGCGAUGCAUGUUCGACGUCAACAAAUACCCGUCGGUUGGGCACGUGAUGAGAUACUAGAUAGUGACGUUCAGAUGCCAAUCGGCCUACUCGGUAUACCAUACGAUAUAACGUUCCAUAUCAAGGUAGUAACGAUUAAAACCAAGAUUGGAGGCUACAUUGGUGACUGGAUAGGGCCAGAUAAUACAAUCGUUAGGAACGAUGAUGAUUUCAAUUCUACGCCGAGGCCUAUAACCUUAACCCUCGAAUAUACCAUCAGGCGGCAAAAGGAUCCCACUAAAACCGGGGCCGGGACGUUGCUGAAGGCGGGUAAGCUGAUAAUAAGCGUGUCGAAAUUCCGCCUCUUCGGGGAUCCGGAGGAGGUCUACUUUGCCGAAAGCAACAUGAACGGUAGCAACUUGAAACAACAGACGAUAAAGAUUGCAGACGCUACACCAAACCCAAAGCUUUUUAUUUCUUUAAUUCCAAACGUCAAAGGAAAAAAAGGGCUUGGUUUAGCGCUGUCGUAUAUGAAGGCAGAUGAAGUCCCCGACAUUGAAAAGGCCAUGGGCUUCCUUCUGAGCGGUCUCGAAAUUGCGGCAAAGAUAGGUAUACAGAUCGCGCUCCCGGGUAUCGGCACUGCAAUCGUUAUAGCCAUUGAAAUCGUCGAAAACAUAGACCUUGUCGUAGACGUGGUGGCGGCUUUUAAGAAAGUGUUCGAUGUUUUGGAGACUUGUAACGUCAAAAAGGUCGCCAAUGCUCUGAGGGAUCUGUUUGACAAAUAUAUUGCUUUCGGGUUCGCAGUUUUCAGCAUUGCUCUGAAUGCUAUCGGCCUGUCUAAGGUUAGAGAAAUGCCAUACUUGGUCAAUAAACUGCACGUUCUGUUCGCCCAAAGUAUACCUCGCAGCCAAUGGCCCAAAGCGGUGGGUAAAGACUUUAGUAAACAUAUCUCUUCCCAAGUUGCCGAAGCACUUCUUACCCUUAUUCCAAUUGAGAAAGCUACCGCUCUUAUGUGUCCUAAAACUACAUGA